AUGCUGCUGCGUGUCAUAGUUUCAGAAAGUGAAAUCAGGCGUCUUUCAAUUGAAGACAUCCCCUCAAGUGUUGAGGAACUGUACCAGGUGUUACGAACCAACCUUGCCCUAAGAGGAGGAUUCAUUUUGCAGUUUGAGGAUCCUGAUUUCAAGAAUCAGUUGUGCAACCUAACGGACAUCAAAGACCUUCCUGUGGACCGUGCAACUUUGAAAGUAUUGUUCACAGCUGAUGACUCCUCGGAUUCUACACUGGACACUGGAAGCCUCUCUUCUCCAAGACAGAGUCCUGAAAACAUGGAGGUGAAGCGCAAGAUAAUGGAGGCUGAAAUGCAGAAGAAAGACCCAAAUCAUCAGCUGCUUGAGGAUUUGAUGGUUGCUACAUUUUCUCAGCGUAGGAAAGACAUUGUAGGAGAUCAACCACACAUCACAGAGCUCAUCUCCCGAUGGCCUGCUCUGUUCCAUGAGAGACAGGCUCAUGCUGAUAUUCUGGAUGAUGCCAUGAAGGGGAUGCAGGUUGGUCUCCUGAUUGCCUGUGAAGGUAGUGAACAGGGGGCCAUCCCACACGAGGUCUUCGACGUGGCAGUUGUGGUGGAGGAGACCAUUGUGCUUCACAAUAUUAAAGAUUUGACAGUUGGCUUUGCUAUGCUUAUGGGUGUCAUCUACUGUAUCAAUCUCAAGUAUCCAAAUGACAUGAAGUAUUCGUUCGAGUUUCUUCAGAGAGUGGUGAUGAAGAUCAGUCCAGACCAUGCCUCAGCUCAA
Messenger RNA from Menidia menidia (Atlantic silverside), 759 nucleotides. NCBI's taxonomy places the organism in Eukaryota, Metazoa, Chordata, Actinopteri, Atheriniformes, Atherinopsidae. The record is from the annotation of a GenBank genome assembly.